GCAGCUAGCUCAACUGACUGAAUUCUCCUCUUCCUCUCCCUGCUCCUUCCUCCUCGUGAGUCACCGGCGAUCCCUCGUCGCCGCGAGGACGGACAUCAGUGCCGACGCCGGCCUUUCUCCAGGUCUUUGCACCCAACAGUCAGGGUCCCGGCUCCUCCCUUGCUUCCGAUGUGCAGAUUGCUACGGCGGCGAGUAUGUUGCGAUGGUAUCUAGCUUCCAACGGCAUUGCGCUGCGCUUCCCCAUCGAGGGUGAUGUCUGCGCGCGCGGGGUGCUCGCUCUCGGUUCCCACAGGAGUAGUAGGAGGACGAGACCGCGCAGGCACGCAGCGGUCUUCGCUAAUAGGAGGCGGCGGCGGCGGCUAAGCAAGUGGCAGCGGCCGUGGUGGAAGACAUUCUUUGCGGACUGGAACGACGACGAGGAGAGCCUGGCCGGAUUCAGGGAGGACGACGAGCUGCUGGAGGAGAUUGCCAGCGACCAGGAGCUGUCGGAGAAUGAAAAGUUCGAGACGUGGAGGAGGAAGGCCGAGGCGAUUGUUGAGCUGCGCGAGGCCCAGCAGGAUGCGAUGAAUGCCGAGGAGCGGUUGUGGCAGGAUUGGAUCAGUGGUGGUGGCGGCGGCGGUGCUUCGGGGAGUGGAGGUGGGGAAGCCAGCUUGUCGGACCAGAUAACUGAUGAUCCUGCCGAGAUAGUGUGGGGUAAGGGCAUUAUUCAGGUUUUGAAAGAUACCGUCGAUGAGGAUUAUGAGGACAUGCUGUUUGAAGAUCGAGUGUUUAUGUAUGCCUCCACAAACUCGGCCAAAUUUCUAGCAUUGUUGAUUGUGGUUCCGUUGGUGAUAGAUUUUCUAGUCCAUGACUAUGUUUUGAUGCCCUUCUUAGAGAGGUAUGUCCAGAAGGUGCCACUUGCAGCUGAAUUACUUGAUGUAAGGCGCAACCAGAAGCUGCAGAUCGUUAAAGACCUAAACAUUGAAAAGGCAAGAUACCGUCUUGAAGUAGAGAUUGGCAAAUCUCCUCCACUUUCUGAUGAGGAGGUCUGGUAUGAGCUGCGGGAAAAAGCAAUAGAGUUGAGGGAUGAUUGGAGGCUAGAAAAUCGAGCAGCUUUUGCAAAUAUAUGGUCCGAUAUGGUUUCUGGGAUGGUUCUAUUCCUUCUAAUGUGCUUCAACCAGAGCAAAGUUGCGAUGCUGAAGUUCACAGGAUAUAAGUUGCUCAAUAGAAUUUCAGACAGUGGGAAGGCCUUUCUUAUUAUUAUAGUAUCAGACAUCCUUCUAGGGUACCAUUCAGAGUCAGGAUGGCAUACAUUGGUACAAGUUAUUCUCGAGCAUUACGGGCUUGAAGCUGAUGAAGCGGCAGUCACAUUUUUUGUUUGUCUGUUUCCAGUUGCUUUGGAUGUGUACAUAAAGUUUUGGGUAUACAAAUACCUUCCAAGAUUAUCGCCCAGUGUGGGCAACGUUCUGGAUGAGAUAAAACGCCAUUAGAGAUUUUUUUUAGUUUCCUUAAUUGAGAGAUUAUCGCCUUCCAGUUGCAGGUAGUCAAUGGGUAUAUUGUCUUGGCAUAUUAAGUUUUCAAAUCUGAAGGAUCUCUUCGUCUGAAAGGCCUUGCCUGGAAUGCCUGCCUGGCCAUCAAUCAGAGUCUCUGGCUGUUCAGGGAGACUGGGAAUUGGAGAAGUAACCUGAGCUGCUAGUCCUUAUUCUAAAACCAUGUCUUGUGAAAGACUGUAUGUUAGCCGGUUAGCGAUAUUCUCCUGGUGAACACGAUGAUUCUGCACGAUAUAUAGUAUAUAUACCCUACAGGAAACUUCAGGCUCUUGGUCUGACAUUUAUCAUUGGCAAGCAUUUUUGCCUAGAAAUUCUUUUGCAUGUUGGAGGCCUUGAAACCUGUCAGGUUAUCGUUUCAGGAUGUCCAGAGCUGUCAGAACUGAAACGUACGACAUCUUGAAGGUUUCAUGAGUUGCAGGGUUCAGAAACCCGCAAGGUUUCAUUAUGUCCUAAAGUUCAAUUGUAAAUUGAUUCGGUCUGAAUCUUUAUCUUUCGACAAAGUAAGUUUUAAUUUAAUAACUAA
Molecule: messenger RNA, 2052 nt
Organism: Sorghum bicolor (sorghum)
Lineage: Eukaryota; Viridiplantae; Streptophyta; Magnoliopsida; Poales; Poaceae
Product: chloroplast envelope membrane protein
Exons: 9
Coding region: 195-1469 (424 amino acids)
Cellular component (GO): membrane
Source: RefSeq, a predicted model, not a curated record